AUGCAAGGGCAGGAUGAAGAGGAGGGGAGAGGGUGUUACAGGGCGCAGCGUGUGGAAGAGGAGAGGGUGUUACAGGGCGCAGCUGUGGAAGAGGAGAGGGUGUUACAGGGCGCAGCGCGUGGAAGAGGAGAGGGUGUUACAGGGCGCAGCGUGUGGAAGAGGAGAGGGUGUUACAGGGCGCAGUGCGUGGAAGAAGAGAGGGUGUUACAGGGCGCAGCGUGUGGAAGAGGAGAGGGUGUUACAGGGCGCAGCGUGUGGAAGAAGAGAGGGUGUUACAGGGCGCAGCGCGUGGAAGAAGAGAGGGUGUUACAGGGCGCAGUGUGUGGAAGAGGAGAGGGUGUUACAGGGCGCAGUGCGUGGAAGAGGAGAGGGUGUUACAGGGCGCAGUGUGUGGAAGAAGAGAGGGUGUUACAGGGCGCAGUGUGUGGAAGAGGAGAGGGUGUUACAGGGCGCAGCGCGCGGAAGAGGAGAGGGUGUUACAGGGUGCAGCGUGUGGAAGAAGAGAGGGUGUUACAGGGCGCAGUGUGUGGAAGAGGAGAGGGUGUUACAGGGCGCAGUGUGUGGAAGAGGAGAGGGUGUUACAGGGCGCAGUGUGUGGAAGAAGAGAGGGUGUUACAGGGCGCAGUGUGUGGAAGAAGAGAGGGUGUUACAGGGCGCAGUGUGUGGAAGAAGAGAGGGUGUUACAGGGCGCAGUGUGUGGAAGAAGAGAGGGUGUUACAGGGCGCAGUGUGUGGAAGAGGAGAGGGUGUUACAGGGCGCAGUGUGUGGAAGAAGAGAGGGUGUUACAGGGCGCAGCGUGUGGAAGAGGUUGGCGAAGAAGGCGAUGAGGCCAGCAUCCCCCCAGUUGAGGUGCACCCACUUGGUCACACUCAGACUACCACCACGAGUUGGGGUGGAGGGGAGGUGGAGGAGGGGGACAGGGAAAGAGGAACAAGCACUUUGAAUUUUUACCACAAGGUUGUCACGCCCUUCAACACGACAUCUUGCUUGGCCAUUCCAGUGGGCAUCCCCACGGGCAAGGCGCCUCCAUGGUCCCGAGCAGCAGCGACGUUGCUGCAGAUGGAGGCGCCACAUGGCAUGCCUCCAUCUGCCUCGUCACCCACUGGCCCCCCAUCAUCCGGCCUCUCCCGCUUCUCGCCCCUUCGCCCCUCCCGUGACACCGACUGCUGCUUCUCACUCUCGUCCCUCCCCUUCUCCCUCCCCUUCUCCCUCCCCUUCUCCUUCUCCUCCCUCCCCUUCUCCCUCUCCUCUCUCUCCUUCUCCUUCUCCGCCCGCACCACGCUACCCCAUUGCCUCCUUGCUUCCUUGAUUAGAUCUGGGAGACCGGAGAAGAGAAGUGGAGGCAAGACGGAGGGAGGUGAAAGGAUGAGCCAAGGGGAUUUCAAUGAAGGAGCAGCAGUGGUGUCAUAA
This is a messenger RNA of Closterium sp. Yama58-4, 1410 nucleotides long. Lineage: Eukaryota; Viridiplantae; Streptophyta; Zygnematophyceae; Desmidiales; Closteriaceae. The record is from the annotation of a GenBank genome assembly.